Ahaetulla prasina is the source of this 5098-nucleotide messenger RNA. It is a transcript of the gene FAM217B, whose product is annotated as family with sequence similarity 217 member B. The record is from RefSeq and is a predicted model, not a curated record. NCBI's taxonomy places the organism in Eukaryota, Metazoa, Chordata, Lepidosauria, Squamata, Colubridae. The coding region runs from base 234 to 1853 and encodes 539 amino acids. The transcript is spliced from 4 exons.
CAGGCUCUUUUUAAUCGCUGAGCAUAAGAGAAUUUUUGCUAAGGGAUGGAUGUCGUUUCCUCUCUUUCCCCUUCCUCCAAUGCUAGUUAUUUUGAGAGAAAGUCUCUAUUCUACAGAAACCUUGUUAGUAUUGGGAGGGGGGAAUAGUGAGAAAAACAAGCCACAGGUACCUUGUCUUUAUAUUACUGGAUAAACUGCCAGAUGAGGUUUUAAGGUCUAAAAGCGGUUUUGCUAUGUUGAAUAUCGCAAAAAACAACAUUUUCUGGGAUACCAACAAAGGCAUCAAUGCUCAUGCUUCCCAGGUAAUCCCAGUGGCUAAUAUUUACAGCAAUCUUCUUCAAUGUUGGCAAGUUUUAAAAUCUGUGGACUUACACGCCCAGAAUUCCCCAGCCAGCCUGGACACCUAUGUUUCUGAAUCCAGCUUCUUCCAAGUUGCUGGAUUGCAAUUCCUGGAAUUGGAGGCUAUACAGCUUGGAAUUCUGGAAGUUGAAGUCUCAGAAAGUUCCAGUGGAGGAAAGAACCACUCAAGCACAAAAGAAUUAAAGAAAUCAACGUUGCUGAAACCUUUCAAGAGGCCAGUGAAAAACACAUCUGCUAUUGCAGAAAAGGCUCCCGUAGAGGCUACAGACAGACAGAUAACAGCUCAAUACAAAGAGAAAAAGCAAGAUUAUGAAGAGCAUCAACCAAACAGGGUGCCCAAGUCGAAAAGAGAACUUCUCUUUAGAAAAAGCCAUGAGGCCGGAGACAACAAAAUUCUUCUUGCAUUUAAAGAUGUCUCGUGGAGUCCUUCCAGCGGGACAGAAGAUACAACGAUUCAGAGGUUUUAUUGCGGACAAAAAGGCAAUUUGGAAAGAGACUCUGGAGAGAAGGUGGAGGAAGCUGGCCCCAGCGGUCUUUCCUGUCAAGAUACUACCACCAAGGCAAUGUUUCUGGACUUCGGAUCUUUGCAAAUGAUGAAAGAGGAAGACUCUGAGGAAGACGAUGCCAGCGACCUUUCCGAUUCCGAAAGAAUUCCUAUCCCUCCAUCGCCUUGCACGCCGCCGGAGCUCAAUCUGCGAGCGGAAGAGAUCGACCCUGUUUGCUUUGAAUACCACUUUGAGACGCAACGGAAGCAACCGGACUACCAUUACCCGGAUUUUCUCCCACCACCUUUUAACACCUGGGACUUGAAAGGGUUGGCUGUGUUCAUCAACACCGAGUGCAAAUCAGAACCCAGGCCGGAACCGACUGGAUUUCUUGAAAAAUACGUGGAUCGUCUUUUGGAGUUGGAAUGGCUGCAAAUGCAAACCGUACAAGCCGAGAAAGGAAAGGUAACCAAAGCUCGGGCUCAGACUGCUCCUAGCGUCCUCCGGUCCUUGAAAAGUUCCGGCAAAAGCAAGUUAUUGCACAGCCCUUCAGCAAAUAAACAAUUGACUCUCCCUGGAAACUUUCCAAGACUCCCCAAUGCAGGUCUCAAAAAAGACUUCCAUGGGGAAAAAACCAACCAGGUGACAUCCCUUGAGAGUCCGUUGAAGGCCACUGGACCCAUCCAGGGCUCAUCAGUUCAUCAGAGGAGACCAUCUGAAGCAAAGAAUGAGACCAAAAAGCGGCCUGCCCUCAAGCAGCAUUUGGCCAGUAUGCCUUCUUUUGAGAUCCAGGAAUCCUCCAUGAUCCAUGGAGCUGGUAACAUGAGACCUCCCAAGCCAUCUUCUUCAUUCCAUGGGUCCACUGUCCCCCUUAAGGGGUUGCCAGCCCACAUAGGCCCAAAUCCCAAGAAUGGAAAGACGAAUAAUUAUACUCCUCCCAAAAAAGCCUCAGCAGAUACCAAGCUAAAAACAAACGGCCUGAAACAAACACGGUGCAAAUUUAAAUAAUGCCGGGAUAAGGUUUGUUGCUUUGGUACAGCAAGGUCUGGCGGCCAUUUUCCUUGUUGCAGGAAGAAUCCAGAAUGGUGGUUCUUUAACUUUGAGGUGGACAUUCAUAGGGAGAUGCCGUCGUGUCCUCGACUUCUGAUCCUAUGUUGUCAUUGGUCCUGAAGACAAUAAUUCUGAUUCAUCUCUGCUUCAACUACACUAUUGGACAUGUAGGUAUUCUCGCCCUUGUGAUGUUUGCAAUUACAAGACUCCACAGUGUGAGAUCUUUGGUCUUCCUGGGAUUCCUUCCAUAAGCAUGUAACAACAAAGCAUGCUCACAGCCCAUAUACUCAUGGCCUCUCUUUUUUAAAAGUCGUGAUGUAUGGCCAGCCAUUUUCUUUUCUCCUGUGGUAAAUUUUUGCAGUUUUUUUUUUUAAUUUAUAGGGAAUUAUCACCUUUAAAGUUCAUUCUGGUAUGAUGUACUACUUGUAUGACAUGAUGGGUCACACUAAAUAUUGAGUGGUAAAAGUUGUGGGAAUGAACAUGAAUUAACUUCAUUGGUUACAGUGCAGUUGCUCCUGCCUAAGGAUUAGGGUAGCAGUAUCUAACCUUGGCAACUUUAAGAAUUGUGGAUUUCAAAUCCCAGAAUUCCCCUACAGGGGUGGCUGGGGAAUUCUGAGAGUUGAAGUCCUCAGUUGUCUCAAAGGUGCUUUUUUGAAAGGCAACUGGACUGUUUUUUUCCCUUAAGGAAGAAAACAUUUCGCUUCUAUCCAAGAAGCUUCAUUGAUUCUGGCAGGAUGGUGGGGUAAUGGAAGGAUUAGUUCUGAUAGGAUGGGGUGUGUGCGUGUUUGGAAGGAUCAUAUUGCUUUGCAGUCAUCUGGUUGUUAACACUCUCCCUGGGAGCUCUUGAGGCCACUUGGGGGUUUAUCUGAGAAUUCUGCACUGAGAAUCUCCACAGACAAGUCCGUAGUUCUUAAAGUUCCUAAGUUUAGCCCCAAACCAACCAGUGUUUUCUUGAGUACUCUCUGCAAGUCAAAUCGGUCUACUCUUAUCAAAAGAUUUAUCUCUUUCUCAUAAUGUCCAUAGUCGAUAUGAUCCUAGACAGUCUCUCUAAAUCAGAGUUCUUUCAACCUGGCAAUACCCAGAUAUGUGGACUUCAGUUCCCAAAAUUCUCACCAAUGGCCGUGCUGGCUAAGGAAUUCUGGCAUUUGAAGUCCAGGCACCAAGAGAUUGCCAAGGUGCUGGAAAUUUUCUGUCUCUGUGAUUGUUUUGGUUGUCCUAACAGAAAGUUGGAGUAGAAAAGACGCAGGUGUGUACAGCUGUAAACCUGUUUUACCGAUUGCACUUUUAUCUGGAAAAGAUGCCAUAAAGGCAGGAUAACCAGAAAGAUAAAUAAAUGCCUCCCAGCUGCUUUGUGGCUACAGGAAGGUAUAAAAAGUUAUUCCUAUAUGGUACAUUGACAGCAUGCAAAAGAGAAUCAAAAGUGAGGGGGAAAAAAGACAGCUGAAUUGCUUCUGCCAUUAAAAUAGGAAUUUUCACCAAGAAAAGUAUAAAAGGAAAUUUGAUUAGAUUUUUCUUUUUUUGUAAUGAACCGUUUCACUUUAUUUUAUUUUAAGUCUCGUACUUAAGGAAGAUUGGCCUGCUCCUUUCCAUACCUGCAAAAACACAUUGAAUAUUAUAUUCUGAAAACUGGACAUAACUCUGUGCUAGUCGUUUGUCAGUAAUUGCCAAUAAAAAGAGCAGGGAAGAAGAGACUGUUACAAUCUUAUAAAUACUGGUAAUUUUUUAACUGAGUGUUAUUGAAGGGGGAUUCAGCUCACAACUUCUGCUUUUUUUGGGUAGCAACCCUGCUCUUACCAUAACGGCUAGUUUGAUCAUUAUAAUGAAUUAAUUCUGUCAUCUUUACUUUACUAUUUCAAAGCAUUUGAAACACUUAAAAGCGGUUCAAAAACAGAAUGAAAUCCAAGGUCCUUGCUGCUCUCUGAGCUUGGUGGUUUUCUUGCACACGUUUCAUUACCCAAACUCUGUAACAUCAUGAGUCAUUUUAGCCCUGAGCUACAACUAUUCUCCUUUAAAGUGAAAUACAUCACCCCGUUUCUGUAGGUGGCUGUAUCGAUAAGGCCCAAUUUGAAGAUCUCUGGAUCUUCCAAAAGUUUCAAUGUUUUGUAAGAACUUUGGGUAAGAAAUCUGUAGUUUUGGACACAGUAAAUCCAAUUCAGAAGUACUAUUUGAUAGUAGUGGGAAAUUUCAGAGAAUGCCAGGUUGUGCAAAUAAAAACUGCCCCCUUCUUAUAAGGUUUUAUGUAGCAGUGUGGAGCAGCCAAAACUUUUAUCCCCUGGAUUACACUAUUUUGUACUUGGUAAGCAGAAUACAAUGACAUACAAGUAAUCAAGGCAUUUUCCUAUCCCCCUUCACUGAAUCAUUCAGCUGAUGCAAUUCUCCAGGGGUUUUUUUGGAAGUUAUGAUUUAUGUGCAGAGUUAAUUGAGAUAUACAUGUAAUUAAAUUGACUUCAUGGUUUAUACUGUGGUUUUAUCCCCCCCACUGUCUUUAUCCAACCAUAGCAGUGUAAACUUAGAAAUCAUGGUAUUUGAUUGUAAAAGCAAAUUAAAAAAAAAGGGUUUGAAUUAAUUUUAAUGUAUAAGUAGUCCUCAACUUACAGCCGUUCAUUUAGCAACUGUUCAAAGUUACAAUGGCACUGAGAAAAUGACUUAUAACUGGUCGUUGCACUUACGAUCAUUGUAGCAUCACCCAUGGGGCCACGUGAUCAAAAUUUGGUUGCUUGGCAAUCGGAUGUAUUUACAAUGGUUGCAGCAUCCUUUGCAACCUCCCCAGACGGCUUCCAAUAAACAUGUGGGAAACCGGAUUUGCUUAACAACCAUGUGACUCACUUAACAACUGCAGUGAUUUUCUUAAGUUGCAAGAAAAGCUCAUAAAAUCAGGCCCAACGCACUUAAACAACCACCUUGCUUAACAGGAGAAAUUCUGGUUCCCAAUUGUGGUCGUAAGUUGAGGACUAGCUGUACUUGAUUUUUGGUACCUCAAAAAUGAUUGAAAACUAUGCUGUUCUUUUAAACUUCAUGGAUGCUUUCGGCCAGAUUUAAACUUAAUUCUGUUAUUGAGAGAUCAAGUAAGGCAUCAUUGUUCAAAAGUCACAUCAUGUCGUUGUGAUGAUCAAAAUGUUCUACGUGCACAAGCAUGCGUGGUCAGAAUUUCUGAGUUUUCUCUGAAAAAAAAAAUGAAUAAAUACUUUGUUCAGAACUUUGCA